Molecule: messenger RNA, 1314 nt
Organism: Mus pahari (shrew mouse)
Lineage: Eukaryota; Metazoa; Chordata; Mammalia; Rodentia; Muridae
Gene: Skap1
Product: src kinase associated phosphoprotein 1
Cellular component (GO): cytoplasm; plasma membrane
Molecular function (GO): protein binding
Source: RefSeq, a predicted model, not a curated record
CAGAGGUACAGGUGCCUGGGGUGCAGCUCGCCUCCCUCUACCCGCCGCCGCCUUCCGUGCAGGCCUCGCGUCCCUUGUCCCGCCUUCUGCUGCGGCCGCCCUCUCGCCGCGCCAAAUGCAGGCUGUUUCCCUCCCGGAGGAGAUCUGUUGGCUCCUGGAAGAUACUGAAGACUUCCUGGCAGAAGGCUUGCAGAAUGAGAACCUCAGUCCUGGGGUGCAGGAUCAGAGAGCCCACAUUCUCCGGGGUUUCCAGCAAAUCAGAUCCAGGUACCGUUGGGAUUUUCAGCCCCAAGGAGGUGACCUUGGCCAGGACGGCUCUGAUGACAAUCUGAGUGGGACUCAUGGCCCACCCCUCACGUCAGAAGCAUCCUUUUGGUCAGAUUAUCAGGAUGAGGGAAUAGAAGACAUCUUAAGAGGGGCUCAAAAGCUGGAUAACGUCAUCAAGCAAGGGUACCUGGAAAAGAAAAGCAAAGAUCAUAGCUUCUUUGGGUCGGAGUGGCAGAAGCGAUGGUGUGUUAUCAGCAGAGGGCUCUUCCUCUACUAUGCUAAUGAGAAAAGCAAGCAGCCCAAAGGGACCUUCCUCAUUAAGGGCUACAAUGUCCGGAUGGCCCCUCACCUGCGAAAAGAUUCCAAGAAAGAAUCCUGCUUUGAACUGAUCUCCCAGGAUAGGCGCAGCUAUGAGUUUACAGCUUUUAGUCCAGCUGAAGCCAGAGACUGGGUGGAUCAAAUAAGUUUCUUGUUAAAAGAUCUUAGCUCCUUAACCAUUCCCUUUGAAGAGGAGGAGGAGGAGGAAGAGGAGGAAGAGAAAGAAGAGGAAGAAAUGUACAAUGACAUCGAUGGCUUUGACUCCCCAAGGUCUGGUUCCCAGUGCAGAGCCAUGGCCUUGCCUGAGCCUACUGAGAAAGAGGAGGACAUUUAUGAAGUCCUACCAGUGGACUAUGCCGAUUAUUACCAGGGCCUAUGGGAUUGCCAUGGUGACCAGCCGGAUGAACUGUCCUUCCAACGGGGUGACCUCAUCCGCAUUCUGAGCAAGGGUCUGUUUAAACAGAUUACCAGAAACUGCCGUCCCCUACUCUGGCCACGGAUUCUUCUCUUCGCUGAACAGAGCUCUGCUGCUUCGUGUGACUUCAAGCCACUAAUGAGAUGAGUAGGAAGAGGAGAGUCCAUCGGCCCUGUUCCUCAAGCAGCCAGCUUCUAGCUUACUGCCCUCUCUGUGUCCCCACAUCCAUAAGCCUUUCCUACAAGCCUGCUACAAAGGAGACAGCAACGAAGGAAAUCAUGGGAGGAGGAGGUUACUGAUGGGAUGUGGCUUGC